This is a messenger RNA of Bacillus rossius redtenbacheri, 3424 nucleotides long. RefSeq names its product delta-1-pyrroline-5-carboxylate synthase (gene P5CS). Gene Ontology annotation, molecular function: glutamate-5-semialdehyde dehydrogenase (NADP+) activity; glutamate 5-kinase activity; ATP binding. The record is from RefSeq and is a predicted model, not a curated record. Gene Ontology annotation, cellular component: cytoplasm; mitochondrion. The transcript has 16 exons. NCBI's taxonomy places the organism in Eukaryota, Metazoa, Arthropoda, Insecta, Phasmatodea, Bacillidae. The coding region runs from base 64 to 2394 and encodes 776 amino acids.
CUGUCCGACGGACGGCAGCGGCGCGGCUAUCUGCAGGCUACCGCACCGCCGAACCUCCGCCUCAUGGGUCGCAGCGACAAGAAGGCUGAGAAGCUGCAGGUGAGAGAUGAUCACCAGCUUGAUGUCUCCAGGCUGCCUAGGGCGGCGCAGGUGGACGCCAGGCGCGCGGCGCACGGCGGCGUGGAGCGGCGGGCAGCCACCUUCACGGACCGCAGCCAGUUCAAGUACGCGCGCCGCCUGGUUGUGAAGCUGGGCAGCGCCGUCAUCACGCGCGAGGACGAGAACGGCCUGGCGCUGGGUCGGCUCGCCUCCAUCGUCGAGCAGGUGGCGGAGUGCCAGAUCGAGGGCCGCGAGUGCAUCAUGGUGACGAGCGGCGCCGUGGCGUUCGGCAAGCAGAAGCUGACCCAGGAGCUGCUCAUGUCGCUCAGCAUGAGGGAGACGCUGUCUCCCAAGGACCACACGCGCGAGGACGCGGGCACGCUGCUCGAGCCCAGAGCCGCCGCCGCCGUGGGCCAGUCCGGCCUCAUGUCGCUCUACGACGCCAUGUUCGCGCAGUACGGCGUCAAGAUCGCCCAGGUGCUGGUCACGAAGCCCGACUUCUACAACGAGGAGACGCGCCGCAACCUGUUCAGCACCUUGUCGGAGCUGAUCAGCCUCAACAUCGUGCCCAUCAUCAACACGAACGACGCGGUGUCGCCGCCGCCUCAGGCCGACGACGAUCUGGCCGGGGUACGUCACAAGAAGGUGAUCAGCAUCAAGGACAACGACAGCCUGGCGGCCAUGCUGGCGGCGGAGGUGCAGGCGGACCUGCUGAUCCUCAUGUCGGACGUGGACGGCAUCUACACCAGGCCGCCCUCGCAGGAGGGCGCGCGACUGCUGCGCACCUACACGCCGAGCGUCAACGAGAACGUGCAGUUCGGCAAGAAGUCGCGCGUCGGCACCGGCGGCAUGGACUCCAAGGUGGAGGCUGCCACGUGGGCGCUGGAACACGGCGUGUCCGUGGUCAUCUGCAACGGCAUGCAGGAGAAGGCCAUAAAGACCAUACUGGACGGCAGGAAGAUCGGGACGUUCUUCACUGACUCUUACAACGACGGCACUACGCCAGUGGACACCAUGGCGGAAAACGCCCGCAGCGGCAGCCGCGCGCUGCAGGGGCUGGCCGCGGAGGACCGCGCCGCCUGCAUCACCGCCCUGGCAGAGCUGCUGGUGUCGCGGCAGGACGCAGUGCUAGCCGCCAACGCGCGGGACAUCGCCGAGGCCACCAGGGCGGGGCUGGCGGCGCCCCUGCUCUCCAGGCUGUCCCUGUCGCCCGCCAAGCUCAAGAACCUCUCCUUCGGCCUGAAGCAGAUCGCCGAGAGCAGCCACCGGAACGUGAACCGCGUGCUGAGGCGCACCAGGCUGGCCGACGGACUGGAGCUCACGCAGAUCACCGUCCCCAUCGGCGUGCUGCUGGUCAUCUUCGAGUCGCGGCCCGACUGCCUGCCGCAGGUGGCGGCUCUGGCCAUGAGCUCGGCCAACGGGCUGUUGCUGAAGGGCGGCAAGGAGGCGGCGCACAGCAACAAGGCGCUCAUGGAGCUGGUGAAGGAGGCGCUAGCGACCGUCGGCGUCGGCAACGCCAUGGCGCUCGUGUCGACGAGGGAGGAGAUCAGCGACCUGCUCGCCAUGGAGCACCACAUCGACCUGAUCAUCCCGCGCGGCUCCAGCGAGCUGGUGCGCAGCAUCCAGGCGCAGAGCCAGCACAUCCCGGUGCUGGGCCACGCCGAGGGCAUCUGCCACGUGUACGUGGACAGCGAGGCCGACGCGGAGAAGGCGCUCAAGAUCGUCAGGGACUCCAAGUGCGACUACCCCGCCGCCUGCAACGCCAUGGAGACCCUGCUGAUCCACGAGGACCUGGUGAAGGGCAGCGGCUCCUUCUUCGAGCAAGUCUGCAACAUGCUCAAGAAGGAAGGGGUGACGAUCUACGCGGGUCCCAACCUGUCCAAGCAGCUGACGUUCGGCCCGCCGCCGGCCAAGCUGCUGAGGAUGGAGUACAGCAGCCUGGAGUGCACCGUGGAGACGGUGGCCGGCCUGGCGGAGGCGGUCGCGCACAUCCACACCUACGGCAGCAGCCACACUGACGUCAUCGUCACCGAGAACCAGCUGAAGGCGGCCGAGUUCCAGCGACAGGUGGACAGCGCGUGCGUGUUCGUCAAUGCCAGCUCUCGCUUCGCAGACGGCUACAGGUUCGGACUGGGUGCUGAGGUGGGCAUCAGCACAGCGCGGAUCCAUGCGCGUGGGCCUGUGGGCGUGGAGGGCUUGCUGACCACCAAGUGGGUGCUGCGAGGAGACGGACAUGCCGCCUCGGACUUCAGCGAAGGCGGACUUCAGUUCACCCACGAGAGCCUGCCACUGUAGUGGCGCUACACUUCAGGAGUCCUCUCAUUGCUGACUGCGACCUCCUCUUGCUUUCCUCAUUCUGUCUAGCAAGAACUUGGACUGGAGUCAACAUGAAGCGAAUAAAAACACAGGCGGGCCCAGAGUGUUUGAAGUAAAAUACCAAGUGAAGCUGUCGUAACUAAAUCUCUUGACUGCACUUUAGAACAGACGACUCCGGAGUUCUUAAGUUAUUGUAAUAGGCUGCGGACUUAUGAAAAAUCACCCCAAGAUAAUAUAAUUUCUUCAAUUUCAAACAUUUAUACCUUUGGUAUUAUUACUAGGUGUGUCUAAAGCAUGGGCAACAAGUAAUUCCACCUUCAAAAUGGAUCAUACACUCCAGUCCAGCUUUUCAACAGGACUAAAAUAUCUCCUUCUCCUGGUUAGCUCCAGUCCGAAUGUGUUCAGGACAAAUUUUGAGGUGUUAGGGAGUGAAAGUUUACUUCAUACAUAUUGUGUAUUACCUCUCUUCCCUGCCACAGAAACUCAUCCCACUCCUUCUCUUGCAAUAUUGGUAGUAGUUCCCCUUCUCUUUCAGUCAUUCUAUUAACUCCUACAUCUCCAACCCUGCUCAUUCAGCCUCGUCUUCCUUAUUUUCCUGAACGGAUCGUUCGUACUUCUCUCACCUUCCUGCCUUGAGACUACCCACUACAACUCCUCUUACUCGCAGCUACUGGCCGAAACCGAUUUUCAAUGAAUUUUUCACUUCUACCUGCUGCAGUGUUGUUUGCGAAGUCUUUUGUGCAAACAACACACAGUCUCCAGUUCUACAAUGACUGCAGAUCUAUGAUAUUUAAACCAGUUAUCCUUGAAGCCCCUUUACUACUGAUGACUGGAGCAACAGUCUCAGCCACUGAAUUCCACCGGUUUUGCACGACAUAGUGUGAAGUAGCGCAGGGAAAUAUGAGGCAAGAACUAAGCCACUAAAUUAAUGACGAUAAAUAUUUUUUUGUAAAAAUUACCGAUGUAUGUGUGUAAAAUGUUAAGUUUCAUAAAAAGUUACUUUUUACAA